Molecule: messenger RNA, 1989 nt
Organism: Closterium sp. NIES-65
Lineage: Eukaryota; Viridiplantae; Streptophyta; Zygnematophyceae; Desmidiales; Closteriaceae
Source: the annotation of a GenBank genome assembly
AUGCCCUUCCUCGCAUCCUGCCUCCCCCUACCAUCCCCUCCUCCCAUGCACUCCAGGCCUUUCAUUGGUCAAGCGCUCGACCUCUACCGCCUCACUCCUCCUCCUGCCUCAACGUCCCCCAACCAACACCCCCCUCCCGCCUCCCCCUCCGCCUCCGCCGCCUCCCCCUCCUCCGCGUCCCCCUCCCCCGACUCUCCCCCCUCCACGCACGGUCCGGCUGUGUUCCUUCCGCGGCUGCACGAGUGGCGCCAGCAGUACGGGGACGUGGUCGGGUUCACCAUAGGGGGGACGGCGCAGCUGCUUGUAACGGAUCCUGCACUAGUGAGACAGGUCCUGCUAUCGAGCAGCGGGCGCUACACCAAGACAGCAGGGGCGCGCAAGGCGCUGAGGCUGCUGGGGAACGGCCUGCCUCUCUCAGAGGGGUCGCUGUGGGCCCGGCAGCGCCGCAUCGUCAACCCCGCCUUCCGCCCCGCGGCUAUCAAGGAAAUGGUGGGGAUCAUGGAUGGACAGGGCCAGUCCCUGGCAAACGCAUGGUCGCAUCAGCUGCAGCAGCAGAGGGAGGGGAGGGGAGAAGGAGUGCUAGAGGGUGCUUGUAAAGAGCGUGUGACUAUGGAGGUGGACGUGCAGGAGAGCAUGUCGCUCGUGGCUCUGGACGUCAUCGGCCUCGCAGCCUUUGGCUCUGCUGUCAUGCACGAGGAGGGCGAGGAGGGUGAUAGGCUCGUGCCUGGAGACGCAGGAAGGGAACGACCAGCUAACGGAGAUUCAGCACCACCAGCAUCAGCAGUACGAGCAGUUCCAGGGGCAGGGGCAGGGGCAGGGGCAGGGGAUCCAGUGCAGCUGUACAACGCGCUGUCCAAGCUGGCAGAGCUGGGCGCCAAGAGGGUCUUCUCCUGGCGCUCCCUAGUGCCCUUCUACGACAUUCUGCCGCUUCCAGAAAACUUUGUCCUCUGGGCAGCCGAGAAAAAGAUCCGCAACCUGACCCUGCACCUGAUUGGCAAGAGGCGGGGUGCAGCAGCAGCAGUGCAUGCGGAGGAAGCAGAUGGCGAGUCAGAGAAGCAACAAGGAGCGGCAAGAGGGCGGGGUGCUCGAGACCUACUGGCGCUGAUGCUGGCAGCACAUGACAAGGCAGGCAACGAGCAGAUGACGGACCAGCAGCUCAUGGACGAAUGCAUCACCUUCCUCCUCGCUGGCCACGGCACCACAGCUCGCCUGCUGACGUGGACGUUCUACCUGCUGGCGAAGCAUCCCGACUGGCAGGAGCGGCUGAGAGCUGAGCUCAAGCAGGCGCUGACUCAGCAGGGGGCACAAGACACGUCAUCGGCCGCCACGGCCAACACAGCAGCAGGAGCAGCAGAAGAGGCAGGGUCAGAGAAAGGUGGAGAAAAAUCAGUACAAUCAGGCCAAGGGGGUUUUGGAAGGGAGGGAGAGGAAGGAGGACAGGAGGGAGCAGGGAGAGUGGGAGCAGAACGUGAGGGAGGGGGGGAAGGGGAAGGCGAGGGGCAAAGAGGAGGGGGGCGGGUGACAUGGGAGGUGGUGGCGGCAUUAAAGGCCAUGGGCAUGGUGUUGCAGGAGAGCCUGCGCAUGUUCCCCCCCGUCUCCUUCAUCAGCCGCACGUGCCAGCAGGCGUGCAGGCUGGGGCCAUACGACCUCCCCCGGGGCACGGAUGUGGUGAUACCAGUGGCCAUGCUGCACUAUGACCCGCGCUUCUGGGGCCCUCAUUCCCACGACUUUAACCCCGAACGCUUCGCCAAAGGACCAGACGAAGCCUGUUCUCAUCCUCAGGCGUUCCUUCCCUUUGGUUCCGGCCCGCGUAUUUGCAUCGGGAACACCUUUGCCCUCACCGAGGCAAAGGUAGUUUUGGCGCACAUCGUCAGGGGGUUUUCCUGGCGCCUCUCCCCGGCCUAUAAGCACUUCCCCAUUAGUGCUGUCACUCUGCGGGCGGGAUUUGGCAUGCACCUAAUUGUCGAGCCACUGGCGGACCCAUUUUGA